AUGGAAGAGGCCAUCAAGGCGGUGUCGUCCCAGCGCGGUUACGACAUCCGGGAGUUCACCCUGGUGGCCUUCGGCGGCGCCGGUCCCAUGCACGCCGGCCGGCUGGCGCUGGACCUCGGCAUCCCCACCCUGCUGGUGCCGUUGACGCCGGGGGUCAACUCCGCCCUGGGCCUGCUGAUGUCGGACGUGAAGCACGACCACAUGCGCUCCAAGCUCGCUCCGAUGCAGGAGCUCCAGCCCGGCGACAUCAACGCCUGUUCGAUCAGCUCACGCAGCAGGCACGGGAGGAGCUCUACGAAGAGGGCUUCCCGGACGAGGACAUCGGCUGACGCCGUUCUGGACCUGCGCUACGCCGGGCAGGGCUACGAGCUCACCGUGCCGUGUCCGAUGCCGCCGCUUAAGCCCGACGACAUGGAACUGGUGCAGCAACGCUUCCACGAGGUCCACGAGCAGGCCCACGGCCACAAGGCCGAGUCCGAGCCCGUGGAGCUGGUGAGCGUGCGGCUGGUGUCCGAGGGGCGGGUGCCGCAGACCCGGCUGUCGCCGUUCGCGCCCACGGGGAAGAGCGUGGCCGACGCCCGCACCGGAGAGCGCCGGAUCUUCUUCGGCCGCGAACUCGGCAUCCAGGACACGCCCAUCUACGACCGGGACCGCCUGGAGCCGGGACACGAGCUCGCCGGCCCCGCGGUGGUGGAGCAGAUGGACACCACCACCGUCAUUCAUCCGGAACAGCAGGCGCGGGUGGACGACUACAAGAACCUGAUCAUCACGGCAAAGGGGUAG
This is a messenger RNA of Geodia barretti, 783 nucleotides long. Lineage: Eukaryota; Metazoa; Porifera; Demospongiae; Tetractinellida; Geodiidae. The record is from the annotation of a GenBank genome assembly.